This is a messenger RNA of Podospora anserina S mat+, 1737 nucleotides long. RefSeq lists its product as uncharacterized. The record is from RefSeq and is a predicted model, not a curated record. The transcript is spliced from 2 exons. Gene Ontology annotation, biological process: ketone body catabolic process. Gene Ontology annotation, molecular function: succinyl-CoA:3-oxo-acid CoA-transferase activity. The annotation marks the transcript as partial. Lineage: Eukaryota; Fungi; Ascomycota; Sordariomycetes; Sordariales; Podosporaceae.
AGCAAGAUGAGGAACUUGGCCAGUGUUGUUGGACGGCGCGCCGUUGCGCUUUCUUCGAGGGGAUCGUGUGCAAGACAGCUUCAGUCGAGCUUGCGGAUCGAGACGACGACACCAACCUCACAGCAAAAUAUUACCAUCAACUACGCCCAGAGCAGGGUUUUUUCUCACACGCGACCGUGGAGGAGAGAGAUUCCGGUUUCUGAGCCCAAAAGAGGAGGCUCCAAGGUGUGGGCGUCAGCAGAUGAAGCCGUAGCCGACAUCAAGAGCGGCUCCGUCCUGCUCAGUGCUGGAUUUGGCCUUUGCGGUGUAGCUUGUAAGCCCCCUUGUCCUAACCAUCAAGACAAGCCCCUGACUGACUCCGCCCCCCCUUUAGCAACCCUCAUCGCCGCCAUCCGCCGCCGCGGCCCCGAAUCCCUCCACUCCCUCACCGCAGUCUCCAACAACGCCGGCUCCGAAGGUCGCGGCGGCCUCGCCCUCCUCACUGAAAACGGCCAAAUCGACCGCAUGAUCAUGUCGUACCUCGGCGCCAACAAAAAGCUCGAAAAGCAAUACCUCACGGGCCAGAUCGCCGUCGAGCUCUGCCCUCAGGGCACCAUCGCCGAAAGAAUCCGCGCCGCCGGCUCGGGCAUCCCGGCCUUCUUCACCCCCACCGGAGGCAACACCCUCAUUCAAUCCGGCUCCCUCCCGACCCGGUACUCCCCUGACGGAACCGUGGUCGAGUUUUCCGCCCCGCGAGAAACCCGCAUCUUCAACGGCAAAGCCUACCUGAUGGAAACCGCCCUCCCCGGCGACGUGGCCAUCCUCCGCGCCUGGAAAGUCGACAAGGCCGGCAACUGCGUUUUUCGUCACACGACCAAAACUUUUGCCCCCUUAAUGGCAAAGGCUGCCAGGCUUGCCAUUGUGGAAGCGGAAAAUAUUGUUGAGGUUGGGGAGCUCGACCCGAGCGAGGUUAAUCUCCCGGGCAUAUACAUUGACCGGAUCGUCCCAGCGACCGAACGUCCCCAAGUAGAAAUUGUCAAGACCCGCUCCCCACAGGAAUUCUCCUCGUCGCCUCCAAAAGAGGAAGCACCCGCUCAGGCGAAAAGAAACCGCAUCGCCCGCCGCGCCGCCAAAGAGCUCAAACCAGGCUUCUACGUCAACCUCGGCGUCGGCAUCCCCACCCUCGCGCCUUCUUUCCUUCCUCCGGGGCAGGAAGUCUGGAUUCAGUCGGAGAAUGGCAUCCUCGGCAUGGGGGAUUACCCCCUCCCGGAAGAGGUCGAUCCUGACAUUAUCAACGCCGGGAAGGAAACCACCACCCUCGUCCCCGGCGCCUCGACGUUUGACUCGAGCGAGAGCUUUUCCAUGAUCAGGGGGGGACACGUGGAUGUUUCCAUCUUGGGGGCGCUGCAGGUGAGUGCGGGGGGGGAUUUGGCGAACUAUAUGAUACCGGGCAAGGUGUUCAAGGGGAUGGGGGGGGCGAUGGAUUUGGUGAGCAAUCCGGAGGGGACAAAGAUCGUGGUCGCGACGGAGCAUACGGCCAAGGACGGGACGAGCAAGAUUGUGGCGGUUUGCGGGCUGCCGGUUACGGGGAGGGCGGUGGUGAGCACGGUUAUCACUGAUCUGGCGGUUUUCCAGGUCGACAGGAAGAAGGGGACGCUCACGCUGACGGAGAUCGCGCCGGGGGUGGAUGUCGAGGAGGUGAGGAGAAAGACCGAUGCGGGCUUUGCGGUGGCGGAGGAGUUGAUUGUCAUGGAGUAG